This is a messenger RNA of Mucor mucedo, 2406 nucleotides long. RefSeq lists its product as uncharacterized. Bases 1 to 2406 code for a protein of 801 amino acids. The transcript has 8 exons. Lineage: Eukaryota; Fungi; Mucoromycota; Mucoromycetes; Mucorales; Mucoraceae. The record is from RefSeq and is a predicted model, not a curated record.
AUGGGCAAUUAUACAACCAGUCCUGCAGAAGCUGCACAUAGUGCACUUAAAGGACACAAUACGGCUAUUUUUAAGUGCACUAUGCCUAAGAUAUUUGUGCAUCUUGAUAAGAUUUCGUGUGAUCCAUCAUUGAUUGGAAAUCCAAUCUACGCCAGAAUCCUCAAGGUUAUCAGCGCUUACGCCAUUAAAAAGAUAAGGGAGCAAGUAAAUCUUUUUUACGAUGAGAUGAAGAAGAAUGAACUAAGGCCAUGCACUGGCGUCUUCAAAACUACCAUGAAACUUCAGUGGAGACCCACAAUUUUUGACGAAGAGUACAAAAACAUCAAAGAAGGUGGUAAUGGCAAUGUAUCAAAUAUACAUGCCAGAUCAGACAUUGUUGUUUUGCUUUCUUCGAUUGACAGAAGAUGGCAUAUCAGUAAGGGGAAUGCUGAGAAACAAAUCGCACCCACAGCCGCAACGGAAAGUACAGACAUGUAUGCAGAUGCAACCGAGACGGAGAUCACUAUCUUCAAGUUAAAGACGGCAUUAGAUUCAAUUAAAUUUAAGCAUUUCAAGGACGAGAAGCUUGAUUUAAUUCACAUUGAGAUCAUUCAGCCUCCUCCAAAAAAAACGAAAGACUCAAACUUGCCAUCCAGUCAAAAACUGGCCAAAUCAGGACGGAUACUGUCUCAAGGCGAAGCAGUGGAUGUCGAUGUCCACAAAGAAGCGAGAAUAAAAAAGCAGCAACAAAAGAAGACUUUGCCAAAACCCGUUUUGACAAGUCACAUGCUGGAAAAGAGCGCCAGACUACAGAGCAAAGAAGUUACCAAACCCCACCAUCAUGUCCUUCAAGCUUGUAUGCCCAAGUUCAUGAUCGGUCAUGUUGCUUUGGUGACGGAUGUUGAUGGAGACGGAAACUGCGGCUUCCGAACUAUAGCUACAUCAGUUGGAAAAGAAGACAUUCUGAAAACAGCAAUUUCUGUUGGUGUUGAAGUUAAUGAUGAGUAUGAAAGAGACGAAGAUUUCUACAUGUAUGUUAGAAAAUCUCUGUACAAUCAUCUGAUCAGCAACAAAACACACUACUUUUCGUACAUUCUUGCCGAUUGUAUCAUGGAGUAUGAAGAACUGUUAAAACGUAUUCACCUAUCGUACAGAGGUGGUUGUGAAAUCAACAAUUGGAUGAUAAUGAACUCCACAACUAAUUCUUCUAAACACAUGUCCGGUUAUCUGAUUGCGGAUUUGUACCCGCGCCCUGUUUAUUUCUAUUCACAGAAGAGCAAAAGUAUUUGUACCUUCUUGCCGGAUUGUCCCAUAAACUCAAAUCGAACCAUCAGUUUUUUAUUCUAUGGAAACCAUUACAUAUCACUUCAAAUGUACCCAGACGGUCCUCUUCCCCCAUUAACUAAUAACUUAGAAUAUAGAAAAGCCAUAGAUUCCAACUAUUGGAAUUUAUAUGUCAACUCUAGAGUCGCUCUAUACAAAACAUUACACUCACAAGAAACAAGAAACUCCACUUUGAUUGAAUCAAACAACCCAGAAAAAGAACCAACAACCGCAAAAACAGCACCAUUAAAAAUAACUGCUCGACUUGUUUCCGAUACAAUUCUAUGCAAGCCCAAACGUGUAGUCUUGCCCCCUCUUCCUCCACAGUCACCUUUUAUUUUGAAAACCUUCGAAAAAAUCCGUAACCUAGCUACGCCUGCAAUCACAACGCUUUCUUGCUUCAAGUGCCAAAAGCACAUUUUCCAAGACGGUGACCAGGAUACGUCUAUGCUCAAAGAAUACACUGAAAUUGACAUCUUAACAAAGGAGCUUGAUAAAAAAAAAAAAAAAAAUGCGGAAAACAACUGCUACGAAAGAAAAUACAAGAAACUUAAAGGUGAAUGGCACAAAUUAAACAAUAAGCUUAACCCAAGAUUAGAUGAAUUCUGCAAUUCCCAUAAAAUCCAGCAAUUUCUGCCAACAAUUACCAGGUACAACUGUCUAAGUGUUGAUUUUGAAUCACUUAAACAUCCCGCCUUCGAGUUGGUUAAUAGUGGAACUGUCCAGAAACUAGUUUCGGGGGAAAUCAAAAGUAUAUUUAAAUCUAAAGCUGGUCAAGAUAACUCCGGAACCCAAGCCAAGCUUAAACACUUUGUCCACUUCGAACAAAACAAAAAACCAGAUCAUCGCUUUGAGGUCAUUGGUCAUGCGGCACUUUGUCGAUUUAACCAGGAUGAGUACAAAAAUUCUGAAGUCAAGAAAUCAACCUCUUUCAGACACCACAAAUUUCUUACAAUUAUUGUCAAUCCCGAAAUCGCUUGUCGAAUAAUCGCUGAAGAUCAAGGUGUGUCACUCGAAGAUCCUGCCAAAAUUAUGAUUGAAACUUAUGAAAUUCGUUCACUUUUAAAGCCAUUCGACUUCACAGCCGAUUUUGAAGAAGAUUAG